Macrosiphum euphorbiae (potato aphid) is the source of this 2796-nucleotide messenger RNA. The record is from the annotation of a GenBank genome assembly. NCBI's taxonomy places the organism in Eukaryota, Metazoa, Arthropoda, Insecta, Hemiptera, Aphididae.
AUGGACGUCGAUAAUAAACCGGCAACAGACGAUAUGGAAUCCACCGAAGCCGUCCGUUUCAUUUUUGGCCUACUGGACGAUAUAAACAAGCGCAUCGACGUGAAAUUACCGGCUGGUAUACUUGACUACCUUUGUGUAUCAGAAAUUCAAAUGCUAGUUGAUGAUAACAUAAACUCAAAAAAUUAUAAAUUCUCAGAAGAUGGCCAAAGAUUAAUACAUUUUAUUCUAUACUUAAACACUGAGAUGACAAAUUGUAAUUGGGUUAGAGAAGAUCCAUUGCUAAACCUCAAACAAUAUGUUCAUGGCAAUACCCUCUCAAAUAACCUAUACUGUAAACUCGUGGAUAUAUUGAAUUUAAAGCCAUUUAUAUCCGAAAUCAUAAUGUAUACUCCUUAUAGUUUUUGCAGCGAUUUAAUUGAUAUUAGCUUAAAUAAAAUAAAAGCUAUGGAUGGACUUUCACAGUUAGUUGAUACUGAAAAUCUAGUUGUUUCUUUGAUGAAAUCUGUUAAACGUGGGCCUAUAAGAUCUAAUUCAGAAAAUUCUGUAAUCGGCCACUUCAAUCAAGCCAUGCUAGUAUUCGGCAAGGAUAAUUUGCCGCAUGAUAUAAGAAGACUUGAUUUUGAAGAUGAACAAAAAGAAAUAACUAGAUAUAAUGGAUUUCGGGUGAAAAGCAUAUUUAAGAUCUUUAUAGAAAUGAUUAAAUACAGAAGUGUUCCUGAUACUUAUAGACUGAAUCCACUGUAUACAUUAACAUCAUUACGUUCUUCUAUUCCAUCAACAGAUACUGGGCAUGUUAUAUUUAAAAAAUGUUUUGAUGUGAUUAUGUACAAGUGUAUGGAUAUGUGCAAUUUCAGCAUUGAUACUUGGAUUGCUUGGUAUGAAGUGGAAGUUGUUGAAGAAGACACAAAUCUACAAGCAGCUAUUGGACAUCUGUGUUAUGAAUUGUGUAGUUUAAUAGAUAAUGGAACUAUUAAUGAACGCUUAUUAAAAGAAUUUAGGCCAAUUCUACGUAAUAUAGCCAUAGAAAAGAUUGAUUUUAGUAAUAUUGAUAUCACUGACAUUGAUGGAAUGGCUAAACGUGUAGAGAGUUCUUCCAAAUUUCAUCUCAACGCUUGGGUGAAAAAAAUGAUUGAAAACCCAAGUGUUUUCGUUCAUAACCGUGCCAUUCAAGUAAUUGGCAACUACAUAGACUGUGUUGAUUACAACUGCUUCAAAUGCAUCAUUGACAGUAUUAUGACUUAUUAUCAUAAUGAUGGUGACGUGUCCGAAGAUUUGGGAAACAUAAUAUUUAAAGGACUCAAACACUUGGAUUUAGAAGAUGCAUUGUGUAUUCUAAGAUAUUUUAUAAGCCACUAUGCCGAUUGUAUAUUUUAUGUAUCAAAUGAUUUUGAUGAAUUAUUACUGUAUGUUGCACAUAAUGAAUACAACGACAAUAUUGAUCCACAAGAAUUACUGUCCACGUUGAUUUGGCUUAUUAUUCAACAACCAAGAAAAAUGUUUAACUUAUUAAUAUCGCAAUAUGUCACCGGUAUUUGUGGAUUACCAGUCAAAGGAAUCGAAUCUAAGAGAUCAUGUUGCCACCAAGCGUUGGUUAUUAUGCAUGAACACAUGAAUUCUUUUUAUAUUUACCAAGAAUACAAGAACUGGUUGUCUUUUCAUUUAAAUUUACCAAUAGACCAAAAACAAAACCUUCGUCAAUGGAUUUUAGGAACUUCCAAACAUCUACCUGUAAUGGAACCAAAAGCAUUUCUUUCAAAUGUCUUAUUACCUCUUCUAGACCCUUCACCAAAUUAUGAUCAUAUGCUUUUUUUGGCCAUGUUAACCAAAAUGAUCUUGAAUGAAUGUCAUAUUAUGACGUCUCCUUACAUAGUAUUCUGGAAAACACUACUUAUUAAAUUGGCUAAAAUACUGGAUGAUGCCCGUUGGAGCAUUAAUAAUUAUUCAGCUGUUAGAGUCGAAAUAUGUGAAAAGAUGAUCGUAACUAUACAGCCUCUUCUGCACUAUGUUUCAUACUUAGAUAAUCAAGUUAAAGCAAAAUCUUUGGAAAAUAUCAAACAAGAAUUAUCAGGUUUACAUUUAAUGACUCGUUCUCAUUUCUUACGUUUAUGGACAUCUGAAUAUAUUACAAUAGAUGGAAUGGAUGAACAUUUGAUCAUGACUAUUCAAUCACAGAGUCAUAUUUCAUAUUCUAAUUUGAAUAGAUCAUCUACUCAAAGAGCUCAAGAAGAAUUUAUUUUCAGCAUUGCAACAUUUAUGCCAAAGUUCACAUUGCAUGAAAUGAAAAGUUUCAUAGCAAAUUACUUAAGUUCAGCAAAACCUUCAAACAUGAUAGAUGCAUCAUUUUUCUUAUUGGAAAGUGUGAUGAACUCUAUAAUGAGAAUUAUAGUGUACUUAAAAACUGCUGUACAAAAUGAACCUUACGAUAAUCAAUGUGCGUGGGCCUAUGUAGAAAAUACUAUUGUCAACUUUUUAGAUGCUGUAAAUACAUCAAAAAUGUGUUGUAUUUAUGAAGAUGACAUCAAUGUGGUUUUGGCAAUCAACAGUGUUACUAAAAUUGUAAUGGUAAUAAAACAGCUUGAGAAUAUUCGUCAAAUGCCUUUAUUGAUUGUCAUACGUCGCUUGAUUGAUUUAAUUGUUACACGGAUGGAACCUGCCGAAAUUUCAAAAGUUUUGUCUCUGUUAGCUUCUAUAAAAUCUCCAAAUUCUAGAAAAACAUUAAGAACUUCUAUUCAACGAUUGAUGAAUAAUCUUACAAUCAAAAAACAACGCGAAGAAGAAGUAUCCCACCAAGGCUGA